AUGUCGGUCGCUCUUCCGCUGUACGAGGACGAAGAGUGCAGCGACUACCUGCCUCCGUCUCCAAGACAGGUUUUGAGGAUCUCCAUCAACCUCAAAACCCUUAUUGACAAGGUUAUACCUAUUCCCCUGAAAGAAGAACAGAUCCUUGGCCUGGACUCGAUUAUUCUGACAGACAAGCUGAUCGCCGCGGUGUUGGACGCCGCAGGGGGCGAAGGCGCUUCCCGUAGACGGUAUCAGGCGUGUCUUGUGUUCUGUCUGCUCAAAGUCAGCGAAUGGUACUACUCUCUAACCGUCAAGGAGCUUUCUGACGACACUUUGUACGCAUCUAGGAUGCUGGCCGCACAGAAAAUUGCUGCCACGCUGAUCGAACGCGAGCAGGACGAGAAGUACCUGUUUAUCUCCAUGCUCUGCAACAGGUACUCCAUCAACCUCCACGACGUGGACUCUGCGCCUGAGAACGCCCUGGAGCUGGCUGUCGACACCCAUGCCACCAUCAUCAUCUCGUCGGGCGGCUACCAGAGAUGUCUGAAAUGGAUUUGGAGAGGCUGGAUCGUCCAGUCGUCCACGGAUUCGUCCAAUUAUGUUCUAUUCAGGGGGACAGGAAAUACAAGCUUCCUCAAGCACUUUGACCCGGACAGAAUCAAAACCCCACUGUACCAGAACAUUUUGGAAAUCACGUUCUCGAUUCUGUAUUUGGCUCUCUUCACCUUUCUUGUCAACACAGACACCAUCUCUUCCCAUCUGGGAGCCGUCGAGGUGGUGUUCUAUCUGUUCACCAUCGGGUUUGCGCUGGACGAGCUGGUCAAGUUCUAUCACGUUGGCUACUAUUACAUGCAGUUUUCCAACGUGUUCAACGAUGUGCUGUAUGCGAUCGUGAUUGCGUCGGCCUCUACGCGAUUCGUUGCGUUGGCUGCCCAUUCGCCAGACAAGCGCGACCAGUUCAACGUCAUCUCCUACAGACUUCUGUCGCUGGCUGCUCCGUUCAUGUGGUCUCGGCUGCUGCUGUAUCUUGACGUGUUGCAAUUCUGCGGAACCAUGAUAGUGGUGGUCAAGAAAAUGAUCAGAGAGUCGUUCAUCUUCUUCUUCUUGCUGGCCAUCAUCACCGUGGGCUUCUUUCAGGCAUUUGUCGGUUUGGACCAGGCAGACGGAAAGAGGGAGCUCACGUCAUUCUUGACCACCACGAUGGUUCAGACGGUUCUUGGUGGUCCGAACUUCGACACCAUUGAGCGCUUUGCGUACCCGUACGGAGCCAUUCUCUACUACGCCUACACCUUCAUUGUGGUUCUGGUCUUGCUCAACAUCCUCAUUGCUCUGUACUCUCAGGCAUAUGGAGACGUUGUUGGAAACGCUACAGACGAAUACCUCGCUCAGUACUCCGCCAAGAUUCUCAGAUACGUGCGUGCUCCAGACGACAAGACUUUCUGCCCGCCUUUGAACAUCGUGGAGACCGUGUUCCUGCAAUUGCCAUUCAGCUGGUGGCUCGACAGAAAGCUGUACCUUUCUCUGUGCGACAAGGUGAUGGUGGUGCUCUACCUUCCUGCGCUGCUGUUCAUUGCCAGCUACGAGGUCCAAGCUGCCAAACGAGUCGAGUACAACAGAAACAGAAAGGUUGCAGACGACAACAACGAGGAAGACACUCCUUGGGAUCUCACCGACGGCUUUGACCAUAACGACGAGAAUGGAGAUGGUAUCCGUGCAUCGAUCCAGACUCAGAGAAGGGCCGAGCAGGAAGAUCCAAGCUUUGCGAAGAAUUUCAAGGCUUGGGAAUCCAGUCUCGACAGGCUUGUUCCUCCUAUUGAGCCUAGUAAGGACGCGGGUAUUUCAUGGGAGAACUACGAAAUAUACCAUAAAUUGGACGAGCUGACGCAGCUUGUCAAAGCGUUGGAGAAAAAAUUGGACGCUAAAUAA
Ogataea angusta is the source of this 1908-nucleotide messenger RNA. RefSeq lists its product as uncharacterized. The transcript has a single exon. The record is from RefSeq and is a predicted model, not a curated record. Gene Ontology annotation, molecular function: monoatomic ion channel activity. Gene Ontology annotation, biological process: monoatomic ion transport; transmembrane transport. The coding region runs from base 1 to 1908 and encodes 635 amino acids. Lineage: Eukaryota; Fungi; Ascomycota; Pichiomycetes; Pichiales; Pichiaceae. Gene Ontology annotation, cellular component: membrane.